UGACAUUUCGUCAGAAGUAAUAAAAAAUUUUGUGAUUCCUGAAUCGCGUAUUUUCUUAUCGAAUAUUUUGAAUUAACUCAAAGAAUUUAAGCAAAUUGCAUAAAAUAUCAGUAAAUCGGGUGUGUAUUCGGUGAUAAAAAUUGUCGAUUUGUGGAAAAUAUCUUCCGUUAGUGGAUCACGAAGUGAAAAUCGCUGAGCCAAAAAAAAACAACCAAAUUUUUUCUCUCUUAUGUAUCAGUAUUCGUGGUGAUCUUUUGGCAACAAAAAUAUUUUCAGAAAUUGUUUCCAAAGUUCAAACGGCCAGAGUCUUUAAUUACAAUUUGCGCGAUAAAAAUACGAUUCUUGUUUAGCGUUUAAUUCAUGAAUUCGGUUGUGAUGCAAUCAAAACAAUACAAAUUAUGCUGAGAGAACUCAUUGCAUGGGUGCUGAAUACGUAUUUGGGGAAGUAUGUGGAAAAUCUUAAUACAGCACAGCUAACCGUUGCUCUAUUGUCAGGUGAAGUUGAAUUGGAAAACCUUCCAUUACGACGUGAUGCCUUACGUAAUUUGGGCCUGCCAUUGCAAGCUCUCAGUGGUACGGUCGGAAAAAUUAAACUUCAAAUUCCAGUACGUCAAUUUCGAACAGCACCAUGGUGCAUUUUAAUCGAAAAUGUUUAUGUCGUCGUCGGACCAGUCAAUUUGGACGAGUGGGAUGCCGAAGCAGAAGAGCAAGCCGAUUUAGAUUUUAAACUCUCUCGCCUCGAUGGCCUCGAAGCAAAAUGGCGUGCUAGCAGCGAAGCUUCGUUGGAGGGCGGUUACUAUGCCUCAUCGUAUUCCGGAUGGUUGAGUUACGGCACAUCGCUGAUGACGAAUAUCGUCGAGAAUUUGGAAUUGAAAAUCAAAAACGUUCACAUUCGCUACGAAGACUCGAUCACGAUUCCGGAUCAGCGAUUCGCUUUUGGCAUCAACAUUGAAUCGUUGUCGGCACGCAGUUGUGAUGAGAAUUGGACGCCCGGCUAUACGACCGCUUGGAUUAACAAUUCCGCAUCGUUCAAAUUGGUUGAAUUGGAAGCAAUGUCCUUUUACUGGGAUCCAUUGCACAAUAAUGAAAUUUUUGGUGAUAUUAGUUCUAAUGAAUUGGCCGAGGCAAUAAGUAAGAGUAAAUUUACGCAUCAAUUUAUUGUUAGUCCUGUCUGUGCGCAGGCACACUUGAAACGAGAUCGAAGUGAAACACCGCUACGGACACGGAGUCGGCCUCGAUUGGUCUGUGAUUUGAUAUUAAACGAAGUGCAAUUAACGUUGAACGAUUGGCAAUAUAGCCAGAUGGUCGGUUGUGUGAGAGGAUUGGAUGACAUUGCCAAAUAUCGACGAUUUAAGCUGUUACGUCCGUUGCAUUCGGUACAUCAGGGACCGAGAGCUUGGUGGUUGUAUGCUGCUCAGUGUCACGGAUUCCGGCGCAUCAGUGCAGAUAGACGCUUUAAAAUAGCCAAAGACAAUCUCGAGUACAUUGAGAUUUAUUCGAAAAUCAUUAAAAAUCCCAACGAAGUGCUGACCACCAAAUUGAAAGAGCACAAGGAUGCUGUGGAAAAGGAGCGGUCCUACGACGAACUCAAACUGUUGAGAGAGAUUUGCAUGUUACGAAUGCCAACACCCGAAGGUUUAUCCAACGAAACGAAUCAAGGACGCAGUAUGCUCGUACAAUGGUUUCCACAGUGGUGGGGAUGGUAUGGGUCACCCGCACAAACAUCAUCGUCUCAACAGCAAUCAAGUUCUUUGAUUGCUUUGGAUGCAACAACACCAAAAGAUCAACAUCAGCUGGAAGACGAACUGCUCGACGCGCUUGCCGAUUCGGUGGAAAGCAAUUCAAUCCUGAAACGUGACGCAGUUUUCGGUAAAUUCGAUUUUACCUUACGAAAAGGCACAUUGGACAUAUGCAGCGGAUCCGCCAAUAAGUUGAUGCUUCAGCUUCAAUUUGAAAAUUUGAUUUUGAGCGUUGAGUCACGACCACGUUCAGCCUCGCACUUCGUGGGAUUGUCAUUGGGAUCGGUGUUGCUCAAGGAUCAUAUCACCAACAAUUCGGAAUUUCCGGAUCUUAUCAAGCCGCAAGUAAAAGACGAGUCGAUUACGCACAGUCGGUUGCACACACAGCGGGCGAAUAGCCGUAAUUCGGGCCUACUGAACAACACUGAACCACUGUUCCAAAUGAACUACGAACGAAAGCCACUGUCCCAUAACACGGACUAUCGUUUGCUGAUCAAAUCUCAGUCGUUGGACGUGGUGUACAACAUGGACGUGAUCAAAUGGAUUGUUGACUUUGUGAUGAAACCGCACCAAGUGAUAGGCACACGGAAGAAAAUCGAGGCAAUGAAAAAUAAAACGAAAAUGGAAAUCAUCAAAAAUUGGGAGAAUAUCCUGGAAGGCGAUCUGAGUGAUCGCAAGACGUGGACGCUGGAGAUAGACAUUUCAGCACCCCAAAUUAUUUUUGCCGAAAAUUUCUGUGUGAAAGGUGGAACGCUGGUGGUCGUCGAUUUCGGUCGAUUGCAGUUGAGCAACAACCAACCGGAAAGUAGUAAACCAGAAGCUCCGCAGGAACAGUUUCGUAAGGACAGCGAAGAAGAGGAUGCAUUCAUGACACCAUGUUCAACGCCACCCGGAUCUGAAGCCAGCACCAGCGAUUCGCCGACAUUGUGUACGGCUCUGUCGGAUGGCUUUGAAAGGAACAUCGAUAGUUCGCUGAACGAGAAGUCACUGCACCAAAAACUCUACGACAGCUUCAAGUUAAACUUGACCGAUCUGCAAGUUCUCGUGUGCAAAAGUAAAGAACGAUGGGCGUUCGCCAGUUCCAAAGGUUCAUCAUCUUUGCAUGUACUGGACCGGUUCAACAUUUCGCUACAAAUGGAACGACGUGUUGUUUACACACUCGAUCCACAGUUUCCUAGUCUUACAAUGUCCGGCAGCCUACCGAAGCUAGUGGUUCAUGUGAACGAACACAAAAUUGCGGCACUGAUUCAAAUGUUAAAUGUCCUAUCAAGCAGUACACUUCACUCACCGCACCGUUCACCCAUUAUCGAUGCAGUUGAAGAAAUUUCCGAGAAAAUGCAGGAAAAUGUUCCCUUUAACGACGAUGAGGAACAACCCGUUUGGCAGCGAGACGGUUCGAAAUUGGUCAUACUACAAUUCUCCGUUGAUCAAAUGUCGUUGGAAGUGCAAUCGCGAGGUCGUAGUAUCGCUGAGCUACAAGUGACUGGAGUGAAGGCCGGCUUUAGCAGAAGACCUGAGGAUACAAAUCUAACAUUGUCCGUGCACGGAUUAUUGCUGGUCGAUGCUAUGCAAUCCUAUGGCCAAGAUUUUGAAUUGCUAAUUGCGAGUCAUCGACAUGUUGGGAUUGACAGUGUAUCCGGUAGCUUAAAGCAAAGCGAGCCAUGCUCUCCGCAAUCACCUGGAUCACCAGAUCCGACACUGCAUUAUGAUAGAAGACCAACCAGUCCGCACACGAUAUCGAAAGCGCUCAGCAAUUUACAACGAACUAAUUCUGCUACUUGGUCUGCUGCUGGGGAUACAGACGCAUUGAUCACCGUGGAAGUUCUCUUUGUAACACCGGAACCGGGAUCCGGCGGUGAACAACUACAGAUAGCCAACAUUCAGUUCAACAAUUUGGACAUAAUCGCGAAUCAAGAGACGAUCGUGGAGCUGAUGGACUUCACCAAAAGAGUUUUCCCGAAUCGAAAAGCCACAGUUAAUCUUUCCGCACAACCGAACACCGAUACCACCGAUCAUCCAUCGUCACCAGAACCAAUCGUACCAUCUCCCAUCCGAACGGAAAUAACGUUCGAUUUUCACCGUUUGAAUGUACUCAUCCUGCGUGCAUUAAUGAGAGACAAUUUCAUGGUCGGACGUAAAGUCGGAACGUUCACGAUGAGUGAAGCACGAAUUCACGCAACGUUAGGCACAUCCAUCACAGUGGAAGGUUCACUGGGUGGUCUUCAGGUUCUGGAUCUAACGCCAGAAGGCAUUGCCCAUCAACGGAUUUUGUCGGUGGGAAAAGAUCCACUGACUGAACCGCCACACGUUGAACAGGAUCUGUUAAGUUCGUUGACGCAAGAAAUUUACGCGAUGGGCACGUCGAAGGACGAAAUCGUAUUGGUGGAACGUCAAGCGUUAUCGUUCCGCGUGACAAGGGACUUGAAUGCUUGCGUCAACAUUAAAAUUCGGAUGGCAUCUGUGUGGUACACGCAUGUUGCACGCUUCAUUCAAGAGCUAAAUUGGUGUGCCACCGAGUUCAAACACUAUUUGAAAAAUCUGGCAAAAUCAAUCCGUGAGAAAGCAACUGAUAUGGCAAUGGGAUUGGUUCAGCCGAGAAGUGAUGUUAUCACUACUCCCCGCAGUAACGAAGUCUACUCACCUCGUCAUUCGCUACGACGAAAGCGUUUAACAUCGCUAUCGAACCAACAAAACUGUAUCGACGUAAAAUUGGAACUGGACGUUGUACUGGACACACCAGUGUUAGUAUUACCUCGGUCCAGCUGCAGUUCUCAAGUGUUCGUGGCACAUUUAGGUAAAAUUUCCGUCACCAAUAUCCGCAGCGAUAAGUGCGACGAUGACACCAAACAGUUCCAGCCAGACAAACCGAUCAAUCGAAUAUUUACCAUCGACGAGGAACCCUUUAUGAGUGAGUGUUUUGCCGAAGACUUCGAACUGGAUGAUCCGAUCAAAGAAGAUUUGGAUACGAGCACAAUAUGCGCCGAGGACAGGGAGUCCGAUUUGGAGACGUACGUCAUGGAUGUGAGAAACAUGAAUCUGUACUCGCUGGACACAAUGACAAGGAAAGGUUUUCGAAUGUCGGCACUGCCGCGCGCCGAAGAAUUUUAUUCAUGCCAAACCGAUGCAGUCCCUGUUUUACACGAUACGGCAAUUCAAUUGGAUAUGGUUCGGAUCGUCGAUAACACUACCGUGCAUGAGGUAUACGACACCAAGGAAACUCUGCAGAUCACUGGCAGUGUCGUCAAACCGCUAAACUUGUCUCUAUCUCGGAUGCAAUACGAACAGUUGAUCGAAACUAUUGAAAAUUUGUUCAAAAUACCGGACGAUCUGGUGCGUCCACCAUCGGAAGUGCCGCAACACAGUCAACCGGAUUUAAGUGAAUUUAUCGAUCAGCCGACAAUUAGCUCGUUUGACAUUAAGGACAAUAAAGUCAGACGUAAAUUGUUCGCUGGGCCAAGCUUCAACGAACACAAGUCGUACGUGGAACCGAAAGUCUUAUUCGAAUUGCCGAGUUUUAUCAUCCAGCUGAAAAAUGAAGUGAACAAUCCGUUGAUUGAGAUUUCAUUCCGUGACCUGAAGGUCAAUUACGAUAGAUGCAAUUUGUAUGAGACUAAUGUCCAAGUGUCACUGCGGUCGUUACUUAUGGAAGACUUACUGCAACCACCCGAUUCCAAGCAUCGUUCAAUGGUGAUUUCAUCAUCACCGGAAACCCAAAACCUUCGACCCGGAACCUCGUUCUCAUCACGGUCAUGUCCCAAUUUGAUUGGUCUACAUAUGCCGGACGAGUGUAUGACUGGUUCGUUGCCAGAAAACCUUGAAAAUACUCACCAUUUGAAUGAGGAACAGCAGCCAAUCAAUAAGACUACAUGUCCGGAUACACCUCCACCAUCACCGCAACCCAGAGAACGUCAAGACAAUUUAGUUCUUUACACGUCAUUGCUAAUCGAUCCAGAGUGCCCGAACUUUGAUUCGCACUACAAUUCGAUGCGUCAGUCGAGUUCGAUUGAUUUCAACAGUUUGGACCUGAUCAUCUCCGUCCAAAGUUGGUUCGUUCUGCUGAAUUUUUUCGGUUUACUGUCGGACGAUCAUGAUGAUGUGACUAGUUCUCGCGAAAUUCCGACAACGUCAGUGGAAACGGUGCAUAAGAAGGGCAAUUCGGAUCUGGACAUAUCAGUGCGUUCAUUGACAUUGGUUUUCAUUCGGACAGACUAUGAAAUAGCCAAGGCGAAUGUGUCAAAUGCGCAUUUUGUCAUAUCUAAGUACGGCCAAUCGAAAACCGUAGAAGGAAAGCUGGGAUCCAUAUCAUUGAUGGACUUGACGUUACAUGGGGCAAUUUAUCGGGAACGAUUUUUGACCAGUGGCUACGAAGCGCUGAAUUUCUUCUAUCGUCAAGAUGGUCCGAAACUGAACAGCCGAUCAAUGAACUGUGACGCAAAGUUAAAAAUUCAGAUGUCAUCCGUGAAAUACGUGCACACGAAGCGAUUCGUUGCUGAGAUUCAGGCAUUUUUCAAGGAAUUUCAGCAAUUACAAACGCCGGUGCUUCGUAAAAUCAAACCGUCCGAAUCGAGACACAGUCUUCACCAACGACCACUUCAAUUGGGUCUGGAAAUCAAUGCUGGCUCACCGAUCAUUUUGUUGCCGUUAAGUUCACGGAGUGAGAAAGUCAUCGUUGCCGAUUUGGGUGAAUUCUCGCUGCAGAAUAACUUCCAUCUGGCCAGUGAACGUGGCAUAAUUAGCAUUAAAGUCGACGACACUGGUCCCGAUGAAAUUCUUGAUGUCAUGCAGGUGCACUUGGUGAACACGGAUUUGUUCGCCGGUAUUCGAAUAGGGAAAAGUGAUUUCGUUGCUGGAAAAUUGGAUAUUUGCAUGGACAUGAAUGGCUACGCAAUACUGAAACAAGGAUCUAAUCUGUUGAACAGCAAGUGUCACUUAAAGUUGAUCGUUGAGCGGAACAUGGAUUCGUGGAAAAGUCAAAAUGUUCCGGACAUUAGCGUACACGGUACAUUGUCUCGACUAGAAGCCGUGCUGGAUUUACAGCAGUAUCAACUUGUCCGAGGAUUUUUAUCCUACAAUUUAGGCGAAUGCAUCGACGAUUUAGUUGUUGAGCCAACGUAUAACUCGGAUAGUCGAUCGAAUCUACUGACCGAUGUUGCGAAAACUACGGAUAAGCGAGUCUGGACGAAUUUAUCGAUCACACUGGAUCUACAGGAUGUGUCUGUACGUCUGAACACUCCAACGAACACCCAUUACAUCAUUGACGAUCCAUCUUCACACAAUCAUCCAUCGUUGGCCCGCAUUAAAUUCAUCAAGUCCAGCCUGAAAAUAGACUCGUUCAGCGACGGAUCCCAAGACAUCGAUCUAGUGUCUCAAGAAAUAUUGGUUAUCGAUUCACGCUACGCCAAUACACACACAGAUCAGCCGAAAAACGUUUUCACCAACAUAUUGCAGCCGAUCAACUCGAAUCCGGGCAACGAUUCUGUUCAGGCCGAAGUGCAUAGCCGCCGUCGAAAUGAUUCGUCGAAAUUUACCAUUUUGCUGAAUAAUAUGCGCGUGAUGGCGAUUCUGGAUUGGCUGGAAAUGUGCAGAGAUUUUCUGUCGCAGAAUGCGGAGAAACCGAAAGAUUUGAUCGCAAUUCAGAAAGUCAAUGAAAAUCUGCAGACCCCUGUGCCGGAAGAGCCGAUGGAGUUGGUGUUGAACAUCACCGAUUCGGAAUUGGUUUUCGUGGAAACGCCCGACCAGUGGGACACCAAUGCAGUUAUUCUGAAAAGCACUACCAUACUGUCGUAUCGACCCAUCGAAGUGGAUAAAGUGAUGUCGAUUAACCUAAACCAUCUGGAAGUGUUCUCGUGUGUGCUGGGCUUUGAGGAGGAAACGGCUCUGUCGAUAAUCGAUCCAGUUACGAUCAACAUGGACUUGAAGAAAAAUGUUUUGGACAUUCAACUAGCCAAACGCCUGUCCAUCCGAUUGUCAUACAACGACGUCAAAAUGUUUUCGCAAAUGCUGCAAUCGUUACCCCGGCAAACGAAAAACGCAAAAUCCAAAGAUCACGUCACUGGUGACCGUAGUGUCGACGUACAGCUCAUAUCAAAAUUGUCGGCUCUGGGUUUCAACAGUGAUGAUUGCGUUAAUGCAUUGGAGAUCUGUAACAACGAACUCGAUGAAGCUGCGUUGUGGCUAACACAACAUGCUGAACCGACCAAGCAUUCGCAUACAAUUGUACAUCCCUUGGAAAUUAAAUCCAUUGCCGUCCAAGCUAACUGCAUCUCAAUUUGUGUGAUUGACGAUUGCAAGGAUGCCGACGUUCCGCUGUUAGAACUUUCGUUGUCACAGCUGGAAUUUGACCAGGAAUUAUCCAGUUCGACCGAAUUGAUGCGGCGAUCGAACGCAGAUUUAUCGGCAGAUAAACUGUGCUUCAAGACUGGAUCACUCAAAGGAACGUUUGCCAGCGAUUAUUACAACCGUGGCCUGAGUGGAUGGGAGCCGUUAAUAGAACCGUGGAAGUGUGAUGCCACUUGGAGUUAUAGUUUGGGAUCGGGAAUGCAACGGAAUCGUUUGCACCUGAAAGUGAACAGCGAAGAUAUGGUAAAAUUGAAUGUGACCAGCACCAGCAUCGAAUUAUACCGGAUUGUGCACGACGAUUGGACUCAAGACUACUAUAGUCAGCCCGCAUCAAUAUCAAACAAUAAGAAAAGCAUCCAAAUGAGCCCGAACAACUACCGUCGUAGAAAUCCGUUCGUUCCGUUUGCAAUCCGUAACGAGACUGGUGUUCGGUUAUGGUUUACAGUAUCCCGUUCCGAAUCCUCAAUGACAUCAUCUGAAACGAGAUGGACGCCCGUCGAGCCAAAUGCCGUGACAUCAUUUUCAUUCGGACCGCAAAGCAAACAACGUCACAAUGAUACACACAAGUUGAACAUCCAUCAAGUUGGCGUACGUGUAGAGGGAUGGUCGGAAGUGGGCCCAGUGUCCGUCGACAAAGUUGGUGUAUUUUUCCGCCAUGCCCGAUACGAGGCUGUAGAAUUUGUGUCGAUGCCUCGUGCCCGUAUUGUAUUUUCGGUGACUUUGGAGGGAUCUGCUCACAAGCUUAUCACCGUUAGAUCCGCUCUGCGUUUGAUCAACAAAUUAGAUCGGCCGAUUUUGUUGCGCAUGGAACAUGACUUCCGAUAUUUGAGCAAUCCGUUGUGGCCAGCCGUAUUUUCGUCGAUUGUGCCUUCGAGCGAAGUGUACAGUAUCCCGUUGAAUCGGGUGCAUUCGUUGCUAAGUGUCCGUCCACUACCCACGGAAAUUGACUUGGAAGCCACUCAGAAGGAGCUGCAAAUGCAACGUGCUGAUGAAGGUACCGCUUUUCGCGAAGUUAAAUUCAACAGCAAGGAAUACUGGAAUAAAUACGAGAGCGCGGCUCAACGUAGUACAAACUCGUUUCAAUUUUGCAAAGACACCUUGAACUGGAAGGAAAUGGAUGAAGGCAGUGAACUGCAACAAGAACUGCGAACGUGUCUUAGUAACCGUGAUAAAUUCCGUUUCGUGGCUGCUAUACGUAGAGAAGGUUAUCCUACAAAAGAUGCGAUCGGAAUUCCUGGACAUUCAAUCACAUUAUGGCCACCGUUGAGAUUAAAUAACUUACUACCGUGUGACCUGUUGUACAAACUCUUGUCGGGAACACAAGGUCGAAUCGCAUCUUCUGAAUCGGCAAGCGUCUACGAGGUUGAUCUGGAACGAGAAUUGAAGAUUACUCUGACUUUGGACGGCUAUCCAGGCGCUGGCACUCUGUGCAUACCUGUUGGACUGGGAAACGUUGAGACAACGCUUCGUUUAAGCGACAUGAAACAAAGAGUUCUCAAUCUUCGAGCAUCAAUUACAAUGAUAAAAGGUUGCGGAAUGCAGAUUAGCAUUAGCGCUCCGUACUGGCUUGUCAAUCGAACUGGUCUGCCGUUAGUUUUCCGACAAGAAGGAGUUCCACACGAAAGUGCCGGCCAAUUCCAAGAAAACGAACAAGGACGACUUGUGUCACCGCUCAUGUAUUCUAUAUCAGAUCCGGACGCAUCGCCAGCAUUAACAGUUCGAUUGGGAAAGAGAUUCGGUCAAAAUCCACCUUGGUGUCAGCCGUUUCAAUUGCACAAAGACAUCUUGAAUCGACAGUUGAAGUCCGGCAGUUCAAACGAAACUUUUGUUCUCGGUAUUGAAGUGAGACGCGGUCGUGGCAGAUACAUCAAGACGAGUGUCGUUACAUUUUCACCGAGAUUCCAGUUGUACAAUCGGAGUUCGUACAAACUUCAGUUUGCUCAGAAGUAUUACGCCACAACAUUGACUGAUCAAUUGGCCAAGGCAACAUUUAUCGAAGCCGUUCCCGGCUGUCAUUUGCCGUUUCAUUGGCCCAGACUGGACAAAGAUCAGCAAUUGUGCAUUCGGUUGCCUGACGUCGAGAACUGUCUUUGGUCUGGUGGAAUUCCGAUCCACGAAACGCAGAGUCUUUACAUCAACAUUAGAAAUAUCAACGGUGACAUGCACUUCAUUCGCGUGGAAAUUGUGUUGCAAGGAGCCACGUAUUUUCUGCUGUUUGGCGAUGCUCAAGCUCUGCCACCACCAAUCCGAAUCGACAAUUAUUCCGAAGUUCCAUUGAAAUUUUAUCAAACCGAUUGCAAGAAUCAAUGGCAAACCGUAGUUCGGCCUCACUCAUCAAUCGCGUACGCUCUGGAUGAACCAAUGGGAGCACAAUCAUUAUACAUUGAAGCACCGGGCGGAGUGUCACACGUUUAUUCCUUGCGUGAUCUUGGCAUGUCGCAUAAUCUAACGUACGAAAACUUCAUCUACAUCGCCUUCUCCGAAACAUUCAAAAAUGUUUCCAACAUCGGCAACAAUUCCUUCGACUAUGAUAUUGAGUCACAGCAACUGGUGUUGACUGUCGUUGACGGACGUGUCUUUUUGGCUCGACGUCAACCUGGUGAUAGAUCGCAAUUAUGGCGCAUGAACAAAGAAAAGCAAUUGGAACACGAAGGCUCAUCACCGCCAACCGAACCGGGUAGAAAGAGUUCGUCGGCAUCGCCGAGAUACGUUUUGGAUUUAGAACGAGCACCGCAACCGCAAAAAUUCACCAGCUUAGUGGUACGGCCAGCGAACAGACAACGGAAAUCUACUCAGACUUGGUACUUCACCGAGGAGGGUCGACUGAUGUGUGAACAUGCUAACAUGUGCGUACAAUCGAGAGAUGGUUUCUUCAAUCUUCGCCCGGGAAGCGAUGCAGUUUUGGGAAUGAUUGUGUCACCAACGCCAACAUAUAUGUACACCGAAUCGUUAGUCCCAGUAGAACAAGCAAUUGAACGGCAAAAGCUACGGCCUGGUUCUGGUUUCUUAUCCGUCGUAGUCAGUAUGGAUGGACCAAUCAAAACAAUUCAAAUAAAAGACAUUAAAUCACUGGCAAGUGCAUCGUUGAGUUUGGAUCCCACCUGGAAGCACGUUUCGCACUUGCUUCCGCAUAUUUCCGAAACUCCGAAUAACAACAAUGACGACAGCCCGUCGACGAGCGUCGUUACGAAAUCGUUGAGUGAACUCCAUGUCAAUUUGAAAUUGACUAAAGGCUUGGGCCUUUCACUCGUAUCCAAGAGACCAUGCGAAGAGUUGGCCUUUGUCACACUGGAGUUCAUCACAUUGGAAGUGAUUGCCACGCCAGCCGUUCGUUCGUUAGAUUUAAGCGUUGGCGACAUGCAAAUCGAUAAUCAACUAUUCGAGACACCGUGUCCGGUGAUGUUAUUCACCAAUCGCAAUGUAGAAAUGGUAUCAUUGCCUGCAACGCAUUUGAAUAUUAAACUUCUUCCGUCACCGAACAAAAACGCCAUCAUUUUCGAGCAUUUUAUCCUGAGCCUACGACCGAUAACCAUUUACUUGGAGGAGCGGUUAAUGUUGCGUAUGGCCUGUUUCAUUGGUCUCGGUCAAUCACAACCCGAUCCGGCCGCAUUGCCCGAUGAAUGUGAUUACGAAGCGCAACGAGUUGCGACCAAAAUUCUGGCAGCCAAUGCGAAGCGGUUUUACUUCGGUGAUUUGCAAAUCGUUCCGAGCAACAUACGACUGAGUGUAAUUACGGCCUCGAAAUUGUCGCCACAGUUGAGUGAGAUGAAAAAGCGGCUGGGAUUGACAUUGAUCAAAUUUGAAGACGCGUCGAUCGACUUUGAAAAGUUCAAAGACAAACAUCACUUCGAAACGUUGGAGGUGUACGUGAGGGCAAUUAAAUCCCAUUACAAGCAAGAGUUAAAGUGGCAAGCAGCUAAGAUAUUAGGCAGCGUUGACUUUCUGGGAAAUCCGACGGGCUUCUUUGGUGACUUAAAUGAAGGCAUGCACGGACUGUUCUAUGAAGGGUCGGUCACGUCCUUGGUGAAAAAUGUCACACAUGGCCUGUCGAACUCAACGGCAAAGCUGACCGAAUCCAUAUCCGAUGGUCUUGGACGAGUGGUUCUCGACGAACAGGACACGGAAACACGGCAAAAAAUAUUGGAAGUGUCCAGUGGAGCUAAUUCAACCGGAGACCAUUUGAAAGCUGGAUUCAUGGGAUUGGGUUUCGGCCUUUUAGGUGGUGUGACAAGCAUAGUGAAACAUACCUAUGCAGGAGCACAAACGGAUGGAUUGCAUGGUUUCAUAUCUGGUUUGGGUAAAGGAAUCGUCGGCACCGUCACAAAACCGAUGAUCGGAGUAUUAGACCUGGCAUCAGAAACUGCAAACGCCGUUCGUGAGAGAAGUAAGAGUUCGAAUCGAACAUUGCCGGAACGAAAGCGACCUCCCCGAUGCGUGACUGGCGCUCCUGGUGGUUUAAUACCACCAUUUUCGUUGGUACAAAGUAAAGGCCAGCAGCAUUUGUUCCUGAUCAACAAACGAAACUUUAACGAACAAUUUAUGGCCUACGAACCAUGCUUGCUGGAAAGAAGAGACUCAAAACUACGGCUGUUAGUGUCGUCGGAGAAUAUCUGGGUAUUUUCCAGAUCCGAAGAGUCAACAACCACUGUGCUAACGCAUCAUUUAAGUGAAUUGAUUUCCUGUUAUCCUGUCUCGGUAAACGUGGCACCCACCGGACACAAAACGAAAUACCAGUUCUACAUCGAACUUUGCUUGAGUUUGACGUCGAAGUCUUUGAACUAUGCAGGACAGGAGGUCGUUAAACGCCCCCGUGUGCGAUGUCAGAGCGAGGAGAUGUCGCAGAGAGCUGCCCAUCACAUAAACUACGCGAAAAGUGUCUACGACGAACGAGAACAUACCCUUAAUUCCGACGCUGUGAUUGAUAGUUGAAUAGGAAGUUUUUAAUUUUUCAUUUUUUUUUAAACCAAAAAUCAGACCAAAAUUGUAAAAUGCAAAAUUACCUGAGUAAUUCGAUGAUUUAUAUACAGAAACAUGAAAAAGUGAAUAAGAUGCACAAUUUAAGUGAAA
This is a messenger RNA of Bradysia coprophila, 13145 nucleotides long. RefSeq names its product vacuolar protein sorting 13D (gene Vps13D). Gene Ontology annotation, molecular function: protein binding. The record is from RefSeq and is a predicted model, not a curated record. Gene Ontology annotation, biological process: protein targeting to vacuole; mitochondrion organization; protein retention in Golgi apparatus. Lineage: Eukaryota; Metazoa; Arthropoda; Insecta; Diptera; Sciaridae.